AUGGAACCCAAGGAUACAAGCACCGCGGAGCCCGCCACGCCAACAAACACAAACAUAAGCCCCAUCACCUUGAAGAACAACAACGAAGCGGACGUCCUCUACACUCCACCUUCCUCAACUACAAGCAUGUCUUCGGCACCCACCACUUCCACCGGCCUUAUAGGCGCAGCCAACAUCUCUAUCCGCACAUACAUCUACUUCCUCCCUUACCCGCUCCCUCCCAAUACCCCAGUCCCCUACACCACCAAUCUCCUCACAAACAACCCCCUCAAACUCCCCACCACCCUCUUCGAACCCACCUCCACCCUCGUCCUCACCAGCCCCGCCAACACCUUCGUCGACCUCCGCUUCCUCAAGCCGCUCACGCCCUCCCCCGCCGUCGAUGAGCUCGAAUGGGGUUUUGCAGGCCACUCCUCGUCGCGCCCCACCGCGCUCCCCGGCGUCAGCCACUCCACAUGGACGCACUUCGUCGACUCGCGCUACCCCGCGGAUUCCAAGGGCAUCCCCGUCGAUGAGGGCGACAUGUACGCCUUGAACGACAAUCUGACACUCGAGCAUGGUCACGCAUUCCAUCCGCAUCUCAAAGCCGUCAAGUCGCACGAGGAGAUGUGGGAGGACGAAGACGUUCUUUCAACCGACGCGGGGGGUACGAAGAAGUGUGUUGUGCUGGGCCUGCAGAACGAUAAGAAGGGCAUCAGGGGCGCGAUUGUCCGGCUCGGACAGUAUGUGCAGGGUAUUGUUGUUAUGGGCAACGAGGUCACGGCUGAACAGUGGGAGUGGACGGAGAAGGAGAGUUGGAAGCGCACGAAGAGGGUGGGUAGGCAGAUGCUGCCUUGUGCGGUUUUGACGGAGGCGAUGGGGAUGGGGGUGGGUGGGGUGGUUAGGUUUGGGGAGUUUGAGUGGAGCGUGCAGGAGGUUUGGGAGUGGUAG
Molecule: messenger RNA, 930 nt
Organism: Parastagonospora nodorum SN15
Lineage: Eukaryota; Fungi; Ascomycota; Dothideomycetes; Pleosporales; Phaeosphaeriaceae
Exons: 1
Coding region: 1-930 (309 amino acids)
Source: RefSeq, a predicted model, not a curated record